This is a messenger RNA of Didymodactylos carnosus, 936 nucleotides long. The record is from the annotation of a GenBank genome assembly. Lineage: Eukaryota; Metazoa; Rotifera; Eurotatoria; Philodinida; Philodinidae.
AUGACAUCGUCUAAUUAUUUACCAAACGAUAAUCAUUUACAAUUCAGUGAAUCAAAUGCAUGUUUACCACCUAUGACCAGUUUUCGAUCUGGUACAUAUGGUUCAAAUGGAACGGAACAAACAGUGCAAACCGGAGAAGCAUUAGGAAACGCAAUACAACAUAUCUAUCCAAAUGAUGUUCCAAGCAGUAAUAUGUAUUCAUCCCCACCAUCGUCUACACCACUACUCAACGGAUCUAGUCAACGAUGGGCAAAUGCAUUUCAGCAGUCACAGCAAUAUCAAAAUCAACUGCAACGACUUCCUCCAGGACUCCAAGAUGCCGAUGAUUUAUUGCAUAUUCCACGUAGUAAUAGUCAUUUGUCCAAUCACUGUCAUCAUAUUCGGCAUCAACAUCACUCAGGUGGUUGUAACAUGCAUCAUUUACAACAACUACAACAUUCCAGUGCCGCUUAUUCAACAUUUUUAAAUCAACAUUUAUCAUCGUCAUCAAUUUCAAAUUCAACGCCACCUCCACCAUCACCCUCUUCAACGUCAACGUUACAGUCAUACGAGCAACAAUUGAGAAAUCGUCGUCAAAACCUAACAGCUGACACCUACUCAAGUUUUUAUUCGACUAUAGAUGCAAAUCCAUCAUCGACAUCAUCAGUCGAAACAAAUGAUCUGAAGCUUGAAAAUUUAGAAAAAGUGAAGUUAUCAAGGAAAUCAUUGAAUGUUGAAAAUAAAGCACCAUCUCAACAAUCUUCUUCUGCAUCACCACCUAUUAAUAAUGAGAAACUAGAUCAUUUCAGUAGACAACAACAAAUUGAUAUUGGAGCUACGCAAGAAAAUUCUGCACCUCUCAGUGUAUCAGUUGGAUGUGUAGCAGCAAAUAUUGGAGCCAGUUCUUCGUCAUCAAAAUCAAAAAAUAAUUGUAACACUAGUCCAAAUAAUUUAGCA